UUAGCAACAAGUUCAAACAACAGUGAUGAGGAAAAGAUGGCGACGCAGAGGGAACAAGAAGCUGCUAAUUAUCUCCAGAAACACAAAAUACCGGAGCUUUUCGACAACCUGACCAGCAUGCUCUUCUUUCACAGACCUGGUUAGAACCUUUUUUUUCAGUAAAACAUAAAUACUAAACACAGAUACUCGACGACAGGAGGGUAAACUGAGCCAACCGUCAUACACUGUCUAAAGUUAGCGUUUUAAACACGCAGUGUAACUUCGAUUUCUAGCUGGAGUGAGUUAGAAUUGAAAAACUGGAAAAAUGUGUUUUUCAGAUAAUCCCAGGGAUUUUCUGGUGGAGCAGCUGAAACAGCUGAAGCUUUCUCAACAGUCUGGUGUUAAGGGGCCAAAUCUAUUCAACGAGGCCAACCUGGAUGCAGUCUUUGGGAUCCUGGAUCCAGCUGAGCAGAAAUACAUCAGUUUUGCACAGUACAAACAGGGUGAGUACAUGAUGUUGUAUUUAUAUCUCCUUUUUUGAUAUGUUCAGCAUCAUACAACAGAAGUGUUUUUUGACAACAAAUGCACACUGAGUGUUUUAUUUCCCACAGCUCUGACCACAUUGGGCAUAAAAGACAUUAAUGAAUCUCCUGAAGGUGUAAAAGAAGAUAGGAUAUCACGGGAAACAUUCAAAUCAGAGACGUAAGAGCAGCUCGCAGUAUCAAAAACCAGCAUUAAAAACCAGCGCAUCAAAAUCAUGAAUGUAAUCGUCUGCCUCUUUGUUUUAUUACAGGAUACAGGGCCUACAGAGAUACUCAGCAACCUACAUAUGAGAUGAUGUUUUUUUCCCCUCUGCUGAAUUAUUAUUUAUUCCUUUGAGAUUAAAAUGCUGAUGUUGGUAUUUUGCUAUAAAGAAGUAACACUUUUUCAGAGUUUAGAGACGUGAAAUAAAGAGGUUCUGUGUAUCCAAAAGUCUACAUCCAGCUGUUCAUCCAAGUAAUGGAGGAGGAGUUUUCCCCUCUGCUGAAAUAAAGUGAAGUUUGAUGAAUC
Molecule: messenger RNA, 1029 nt
Organism: Xyrichtys novacula (pearly razorfish)
Lineage: Eukaryota; Metazoa; Chordata; Actinopteri; Labriformes; Labridae
Source: the annotation of a GenBank genome assembly